CGAAAAAUAUAAAAAUAUUGAAUAAAAUGCCUGCAAAAUCACGAGCACAGCUCAUACAUGGUGGUCUUCUCCUUCUCAUUUCUUCUCUGUAAAAUAAUCAAAAAUAAAAAAAAAAUCAAAUCCUACAAUCUCAACUUUCAUCAGAUCCAUAAUCAGAUCCGAUAAUUUUCCUUUUUUAAUUUUUUUUUUGCUCCGAUUUGAAUCUGCAUUGUGUGAUAAUAGAAUUUGGGAUAACGGAAAGUUUCAAAUUCGUGAAAUUUUCCGAUCUGAUCAUUGAUUCGGUUGUUUUUGCGAUGUUUUGAGUUGUAUUUUUUGGUGUUUUGAGGAUCGGCAUUGUUUGUGUUUAUCGUGAUUUUGUUGCCAACGUUGAGGAAUGGCUUCAUUGUCUGGCCUUAGCGAGGAGCUUGGGGAAAUCGAGGGACAAAUUUCGGAUAUUUUUCGAGUGCUUUCAAAUGGGUUUCAGAAAUUGGAGAAGAUUAAGGAUUCGAAUAGGCAGAGCAGGCAGUUGGAGGAGCUAACAGGAAAGAUGCGAGACUGUAAGAGGCUUAUCAAGGAGUUUGACAGAGAAGUAAAGGAUUUGGAAUAUAAAAGUGACGCAGAUACCACCAAGAUGCUGAAUGAGAAAAAACAAUCAAUGAUCAAAGAGUUGAACUCUUAUGUUGCUCUGAAGAAACAAUACGCAAGCAAUAUUGAGAACAAGCGAGUAGAUCUUUUUGAGGGUCCUAGUGAAGGGUUUGCUGAAGAGAAUGGCUUGCUAGCUUCAAAUAUGAGCAAUCAACAGUUGAUGGAUCAAGGAAAUAGGAUGAUGGAUGAGACAGAUGAGGCCAUUGAGAGGUCAAAAAAGGUGGUUCAUGAAACUGUAAAUGUUGGAACCGAGACUGCUGCAGCACUGAAGGCACAGACUGAACAAAUGAGCCGGAUAGUCAAUGAACUAGACUCAAUCCAUUUUUCAAUAAAGAAGGCUACACAGUUGGUCAAGGAACUCGGUAGGCAGGUUGCAACUGAUCGUUGUAUUAUGGCCUUGCUCUUUCUGAUUGUGGUUGGGGUCAUAACAAUCAUUAUUGUGAAGAUUGUAAAUCCGCACAACAAAGACAUCCGGGACAUCCCUGGAUUAGCCCCUCCAGCACCUAGUCGACGAUUACUUGCUUAUCCUUACUGAAAUCUCGAAGCCAACCAUAUUCACAAGGGUAAUGCAUUAUUUACUUCCCGGCGGAUUUACUUGGUUUUUGACUUAAGAACAGAGAGUGGUCUGAGCACACGAGCAAGGCAAGGGGUGAAGGAGAAAUACCUGGUUCAAAAAAGAAGAGUCUCCCUUCUUCUCUUUGGUAAUGAUAGUUUUCCAUUCUUUGUAAUGUUUAAUGGGAUAGAUUUAUAUGAUAUUUGUUUGUAUGAUUAUUAUCUCUAAUUCUAUGGAGGAAAAUUUGAUCUACACAAAGCUUUGGCACUGGUUGAUUUGUGCAUAGACCAGUAUUGUAUAAUAGCAUCAUUAAUCUUUAUUAUACUAAUGAACCUCUUUUAGUUAUUCUUCAA
Molecule: messenger RNA, 1530 nt
Organism: Solanum dulcamara
Lineage: Eukaryota; Viridiplantae; Streptophyta; Magnoliopsida; Solanales; Solanaceae
Product: novel plant SNARE 11
Exons: 10
Coding region: 374-1159 (261 amino acids)
Biological process (GO): retrograde vesicle-mediated transport, Golgi to endoplasmic reticulum; vesicle fusion
Cellular component (GO): Golgi apparatus; SNARE complex; endoplasmic reticulum membrane
Molecular function (GO): SNAP receptor activity; SNARE binding
Source: RefSeq, a predicted model, not a curated record